UCCGGUUGGCGGAACCUUUUUUCCUGCACGAUAUUUUUUUUAUUCAACUAUAUAGUUAUCUUGAUUUUCUAGUGCAUCACGAAUUAUGCGUACAGAAUAAAUUGUGUAGAAAACGUUCGUUAUUUCACUCCAAAUAAAAUUGCUAAAAUGGCUAUGAACACGUUUUUAACUUGAAAUGCCAUGUUCUAGAACAACGUUUUGCCUGAACCAGUUUUCUCGUCGUGUUAUCAAACCAUGGAAUGAAUUACCACAGUAUGUUGUAGAUGCUAAAACUGUAAUUGACUUCAAAAUAAGAUUAGAUAAGCACUGGCAGGGAGAAACUCCAUACAAAUUAAGACACUAAAACACUGGGCUGUAAAUUGAUUUUACAGCGAUAAUGACAAUAUAAUUAGAUCUGUCACCAUUUUAAUGAAUAAACUGUGAAGAAACAAAUUGAGCCGUACAGCAGCAAUUCCAUAAGAAGAGGGGCUUAAAAAGGGUUUUACACCCUUCCACCAGAGCCCAGAAUCAUCCUACAGGCAUUGAUGAUCUUGAAAGUUCAAAUGAAGAAAUCUGUCCGAUAAUAAUGGAAGAGAAUUAUCCCCAUCAACCACGAAGUCGAACUGAUGAAAGAACGUUACAACAAAAUCCUGAGGAAAACAGUUUACUUCCUGAAAGUAGUGAACAUCCUUCUAAUCAGCUUGAUAACGUGGGUAACUUGGCACAGUCAUUGUUAGAAUCAGCAACAGAAACAAAAAGUGUGCAAAAUUUGACUGGUUCCAUGCAAAAUUUAUUUCCCAAGAAUUUUCAAAAUUUGACUGGUUCUCCAUUUUUUGAAGACUCUUGCCCCCAAACCCGAGAAAAAGGUAGCAGACCUUUCAUGCCAAGAUGUCGUAGGGAUUCACAAAAUGAUUUAGAUAAUAUAUUUCAAACAGAACAAUCUCGUAUCAACAACAGAUACCAGCCAUACCAGUUCAAGAGCCCGAGAUAUUCACCUUGGCAAGGACAGUGUGGGGAUAUCCCAUCUCCGGUUUCAAAAUCAUUUAGAAAUAAUGAUACAGGAGAAAAUAUUUCACAGAGAAAAGAAAAGCCCUAUUCAGAAAACAAAAGAGAGAAAAAGGAGAAGAAAUCAGUUUCAACAAAAACUUUUGCUCAUGGAAUGAUGGAUGUUUCAUUGUUGACCAGCAAUGCUACACAACUCCGUGCAGUUCUAUCAAAUCCGGAAUAUGAAUUCUACACACUGUUGUUAUGGCUGAUAGGGCUUUCCAUAGUUUUACAAAUACUUUCUGCUGUGCUGUUAAUAAUGUCAGACUUUUUCAAAACUCAAGUGAAAGAAAAAGAUCGACAGAAUCAGCGGAAAAGAAAAGUACUGAAUUUUCUGUCAUUAACUUUAGUUACAAUCGUAAUGUCAUUGAAUGUUUUGAUCUCAGCAUUUUCCACGCCAUCUUAUCCUCAACAAAUAUCUCAACAGAAAGUGAAUGUGGAGGUUCCAGUAUUCUCAUCUCCAGACAUUCAUGGCGCACAUUCAGAGUUAUAGCAGUAGGAAAUCAUCUACAGACUACUAUUUGAGCCGCGCAGUCUGGUCAGGAUCCAUGCUGUUCGCUAAUGGUUUCUAUAAUUGCUAUAGGCUUUGAAAGUGAACAGCAUGGAUCCUGACCAGACUGCAUGAAUGUGCAGGCUGGUCUGGAUCCAUGCUGGUCGCAAGCCCACUAUGUUGGUUUUCUCAUGGUGCAGCUCAAAAUUUUGAUCUCACCUUUCCUAUAACAAGGUUCUUCAUUAAUUUCUGUGUUAUGUAUAAGAAAGUAGUAUUGAAGUUUAUAAACAUUCUUAAAUGUCCAAGAGUUGUGAUCAUGGUGAUAGGAACUUUGUAAUUAAUGUCCAAAAUAUUUUGUUUAGUUUUAUAUUAAUUGUCAAAUAUUAUCUUGAAGGGGGUAAUUUCCAUGUUUGACACAAAAAAGUUCAUUUUUAUACGCCCGAAGGGACGUAUUAUGUUACGGUCCCAGUGUCCGUCCAUUAGCAAUUUCGUUUCUGCUCUGUAACUCUUGAACCCCUUGAAGGAUUUCAAAGAAACUUUACACAAAUGUUCACCACACUGAGACGACAUGUUUUGGAUGUCUCAUGUCCACUCUGUAACUCUUGAACUGCUUGAAGGAUUUCAAAGAAACUUGGCACAAAUCUUCACCACACUGAGACAAAGUGCAGAGCACUUGUUUCGGAUGACUAGCUUCAAGGUCAAGGUCACACCUAGGAGUGAAAGGUCAUAUAUGACUUUGCUCUGUCUUUUGAACUGCUUGAAGGAUUUCAAAGAAAUUUGGCACAAAUGUUCACCACACCGAGGUGACGUGCAGAGCGCAUGUUUUGGAUGACUCGCUUCAAGGUCAAGGUCACACUUAGGGGUCAAAGGUCAUAUAUGACUUUGCUUUGUGAAUAUUGCCAUGCAUUACAGUGCUCUUGUUUUUAUUUGGCAGAUCCUUUUUGUUCUCUUACAAUAAUUUUUUUUUUAAUUACUUCCCUUUUUUGUUACUAUAAAUAGCUUAUUUUGAAACCUUUUUAUUAUUGGCAGUAGGGAAAAACCAAGACCACUUUUCUGUGGUACAACAUGGAUGGUACAUCCAAUUUUUAGAUGUAUUUUGACAUGACUUUACCUGGUAAGAAUUUUUUAUGGACUUAGAAAUUUUUUUUUGGAAUUUCUUCUUUUUGUUGUUCCUGUUCUUUGGGCUUCAACAGUCAAGCUCUUUAAAUUUUGCUCCCAUCCUCUGCUGUAACACUUCGGGCAUAUAUUGCUCCGCUUGGCUGCGCUCUUGUUCCAUGUUCCAUUUGUGGAUGAAUUGUUAAAACUGUUUCAUUAUUUUAGUUAGCAUAAAAGUUAGAUUUUCAUGCAAAAAAUUGUAUUAACUAUUACAUUUUAUAUUUUGCUUGAUUUAUACAUGCAGAAAAUACAUUUUUGGACAUGAAAUUGACUUAAUUGAGGAUACUUUAGAAAUUAUUUUAAUAUGCUUUUCUCUGUUAAAACACUCUUGCGCUAGAAUGAUGUCACAUUAACAUGCGGUCAGGUCAAAGUUUUUUUUGCGACCAAGAAAGAGCGCUAUUGUAUUUUAUCUACUGUUUUAGAAUAAGGGCAUAUUAAAUUCAGAAUCAAAAUAUAUUAUAGCAAAACAGUGUUUUAACACUAGUUAUACAUUCUGGCGGUAAAACGUUGUACAAAUAAUUUCACUUGGGCUGCGCCCUCGUGAAAUUAUUUAGCCCUACAUUUAACCGCCCAUUGUGCAUAAAUUGUGUUAAAACACUCUUUUGAUAUAAAUUAUUUCUUAAAUAAAAGAUCCACUACUAACACUUACAGAUGCAGUUCUCUUAUAUGUGAUUAUAAAUAAUUUUACCAGAAAAUUGCCACUUUGGCUGACAUGCUUGUGAUGAGCUGUUGUAAUCACUCACUAUCCGUCCGUCCGUCCACAAUUUUCUACAGGUAACAUCUACAGUACUCUUAAACUACUGGUGAGAAUUGUAUCAAAUUUGUCAGUAGCAUCCAUGCAUGGUCCACUAUAAAAAUUAUUGAAGUCUUUCUGCUUUGCCUUUUAUAGGAGCCAGCAAAGCUUAAAAUAGAAAAGAAAACUUGAAAUGACUUCUUAUGAACCGCUUGAUGGAUCUUCAUCAAACUUUAGUGUGUAGCAUUAUUGUAAGGUCUUCUGCCUGUUUUGUUCAGAUAAAAGUACUUGGCCCAUUUUAGGGGCCGCUAGAGCAAAAAUGGAAGUACUUUUAAAUGACUUAUCAUGUAUUGCUUGAUUGAUGCUUAGCCUUUCAUUUGAGGUAAAUAUAGAAACAUUGUUAAAUAACUUUUUCUUAUGAACCUCUUGAUGAAUGUUCCUCAGUUCUGUUCAUAUUGGGUCACUUGGCCCUAAAGCAGCCUCUAGAGCUAUUAAAAAGAAUUACCUUUAAACAACUUCAUCUCAUGUACAGUGUACAGUUUAUAGUACAUGGCAUCAUUGUAAGGUCCUCUCCUAAAUUUAUUUAAAUGUGGGGGGUGGUGAUAGGGGGCGCUUGGCUCCUUUUAGCAGCCACUAGAGUUAAAAAUAGAAAUACAUUUAAACAACUUGUACUUUUGAACCAAGAUGGUUCUCCAUUAAACUGGGUCCAUAGUAUCAUUCUAAGAUUCACUUUCAGAUUUGUUUAAUUGGAGACACCCAACUCAAAAGGGCCACUAGACAAAAAAAUCAAAAUAUCUUUAAUAACUUAUUCUCAUCUAUGGCUUGAUGGAUCUUCACAAAACCUGAUCUGUAGAGCAAAAUGUAGAAAUAGCUUUGAACAACCUCUUCUCAUGAACUGCUGGAUGCAGAAAACCAUUAUAAAAAGACCUUCAAAAACACUAUCAGCAAGCUCCAGUUGUGAGCAUGUGUGUUUCCACCUGAUUUUGAAGUAGUGGGUGAUCUGUUGCCUGUCUGUCACACAUUAAUUAAAUCAGCUUCUGCUGGAACUGACACAUGAAGUUAUACACUCUCUAGCCUGGUAAAGCUCCGAAACUCAGGUGAGCAAUCUAGGGCCAUCAUUACCCUCGUGUUAAAUUUUCUUUCAGUAUAAUCAAAAGCCAGUCUGUUCUGGAGAUUAAGUAGAUUGGUUCCAUUUAUUUCAUUUGGAAAUGCAAAUGGAAAUAUGACUGAAAGUGUAUCACAGUCUAGAAGCUAGUCUAGAAAUCACCAGACAGUAUAUUAAAGCAUAAUCAAAAAUUACAGCAGUAUUAUAAAUCAUGGAUUUUAACUGUAUUAUUAUUUUUAUACCCCCACAAAACAAAGUUUGGGUGGGGGGAGUAUAUAGGAGUGAGCUUGGCGGUCGGUCGGUCGUUCUGUCGGUUGGUUUUCAUGGUUUCCGGACAGUAACUCAAGAAAGGCUUGACAGAUUUUAUAAUAUUUUUUUUGUUGUAACAUCAGAAAAUACAGGUCAAAUUUGACUUUGAGGUCAGUAGGUCAAAGGUCAAGGACAUAGUGACCCUGAACAGUGAAAUGGUUUCCGGAUGAUAACUUGAGAACUCUUGGGCCUGAGUAUCAUAAAUUUUUGAACACAGGUGUAACAUGAUAAAAUACAAGUCAGGUUCGGCUUUGAGGUUAGUAGGUGAAAGGUCAAGGUCACAAUGACAUGAGACAGUUAAACAGUUUCCGGAUGAUAACUUGAGAACGCUUGGGCGUAGGAUCAUGAAAAUUGAUAGGGAGGUUGGUCAUGACCAGCUGAUGACCCUAAUUAUUUUGAGGUCAGUAGGUCACAGGUCAAUGUCAAAGUGACCAAGAACAUUUAAAUGUUUUUUUUGGACAAGAACUUCAGAAUGCUUGGGCUUAGGAUCACGAAACUUAAUAGGGAGGUUAGUCAUGACCAGCAGAUGACCCCUGUUGAUUUCAAGUUCAAAAGGUCAAAGUGACCUGAAACAUUUAAACCUUUUCCGGACAAUAACUUAAGAAUGCUUAUGUAGAGGAUCAUGAAACUAUAGGGAGGCCGAUCAUGACUAGCAGAUGACCUCUAUUGAUUUUGAGGUCAGUAGGUCAAAGGUCAAACAAAUUUGGCUUUGACAUUGGCUUAGUUCUGUGACCAGGCCAUAUUGUGGGAGUAUAAAUUGUCACUCCUGUGACAACUCUAGUUGGUUUUUUUAGCUCGACUGUUCGAAGAAUAGGGGAGCUAUCCUACUCGCCCCGGCCGGCGUGAGCGUCACACAAAUGUUAAAGUUUGCUUACCACCCCAAAUAUUUUCAAAGUCCAUUGAGAUAUUGCUUUGAUAUUUUGCAUACUUGUUUACCAUCAUGACCCCAGUCUGUAAAAAGGAGGAGGCAACUCUAUCAAGCAUUUUGAUUGAAUUAUGGCCCCUUUUCGACUUAGAAUAAAUGUUAAAGUUUGCGUACCACCCCAAAUAUUUUCAAAGUCCAUUGAGAUAUUGCUUUCAUAUUAUGCAUACUUGUUUACCAUCAUGACCCCAGCCUGUAAAAAGGAGGAGGCAACUCUAUCAAGCAUUUUGACUGAAAAAUGGCCCCUUUUCGACUUAGAAUAUGCUUAUUGUAAUGUUAAAGUUUUACUCAUUGCUUAUAUUAUACUAUCAAGCACUGAGAAUAGUCGAGCGCGCUGUCCACUGACAGCUCUUGUUUAUUUACAGAAGAGUUUAAUGUCAUUGGCUUGAACUUUUGUACUUUGACAGAUAUUUUUUCAAUUAUUUACAACUAUUUGCAAUUCUGUUUGCAAUUGUCAGUGAGCUAGUAUUUCAGAAACUACACAUCUAAAUAUAAUGACAUUCCACACACUUCCUCACUAUGAUAUUACCACAUUAAUUAUAUAGGUUCCAUAAGUCUUAUUUUCUUUGUGACAGAGUUUAUAAUUAUGUAUUUGACUUAUUUUUUCUAACAAAAUUCUAUUAAAUUGUGAUUGUCCGCUAGUGAGUUUCUCAGUAGGUACACAUUACAAGUUAGUGAUACUUUACACUUAACUUUAUCAUCAUUUAUUCCUUUGAGAGCUUUUUUCAACAACUUUGUUACUGUAAAAUCAUUUAAAAUCAUUUAAUUUCGUGGGCAUGCAAUUAUGUGGUUUUGGUAUAAACAUGCAAUUUCUUGGGGAGAUUAAUUCAUGGAUUUCAACUUUUGAGCAGAAAAUGAAUGGAAAGUUUACUUGUUCAUUUGGAUUAAAAAUCGUGGAUUGACUCAACCACGAAAUUAAGUCCCCCACGAAUAUUAAUGAUUUCACAGUAUAUCUUUUGACUCUUGUUUGUUAUCUAUGCAGUGAGUAGAUAUAUAAGUAUAAAUAGAUGGAUGCUUUUUAUUUUUUAUAUAAUUUACUGUUUUCCAUAUUGUCAUCAUAUUACUAUUUUGUUAUGUUUUUAUCUUUUCUAAUAAAAUGCUUUUGAAAACUAAA
Mercenaria mercenaria is the source of this 6851-nucleotide messenger RNA. RefSeq lists its product as uncharacterized. Lineage: Eukaryota; Metazoa; Mollusca; Bivalvia; Venerida; Veneridae. Bases 566 to 1516 code for a protein of 316 amino acids. Gene Ontology annotation, cellular component: membrane. Gene Ontology annotation, biological process: cell adhesion; tissue regeneration. The record is from RefSeq and is a predicted model, not a curated record. The transcript has 3 exons.